AUGUCGAAUAUGUACAAAUUAAGUGAUCCAUUUUUAAUAUUUGCCUCGAAGACUGAUGGGCAUUCAUUAAAAUAUUUGUACACAAAAUGCCAAGAUUUAAAUGACUAUCCAGUUCUCUUGGUGAUCUAAACAAAUUAAAAUAUUAUAUUUGGUGCAUUUUGUGAUAAGAUGUUGGCUGUGAAGAACAAGUAUGUAGGCUCUGGUGAAACCUUCCUCUUCACUUUGUCACCAGAAGAGAGAAAAUAUAAUCCAACAUCAGGUAAUAAGGAUUUUAUGAUGUGUGCUCCAGACUAUUUAGCAUUUGGAAGUGGAAAAAAUGGACCAGCAUUUUAAAUUGAUUCAGAGUUGAAUAGAGGGUUUACUUAUCAGAGUGAUACUUUUGAUAAUCCAUUGUUCACAGACUAGAAAACUUAAAAUAGAUUCAAAUGCUUAUGCAUUGAAGUUUAUUAUCUAAAAUGA
Paramecium tetraurelia is the source of this 459-nucleotide messenger RNA. RefSeq lists its product as uncharacterized. NCBI's taxonomy places the organism in Eukaryota, Ciliophora, Oligohymenophorea, Peniculida, Parameciidae. The transcript is spliced from 3 exons. The record is from RefSeq and is a predicted model, not a curated record.